UGUGGGUAUAUAUGAGAUGGUGACGAGGUGUGUGUACGUCCACUUCAUUCCUGGAGUCACUCAAGUCAUGCGGUUCACAAGCAUCCUCCUGCUGGUGGUGGUGUUGGCGGCGGCGGUGCUGGCGGAGGCUGACCCUGCACCGGGCGGCAAAGGCAAAGGGCGAGGAGGGGGAGGCGGCCGCUACCACUACGUCUAUGUCCCCGUUCAUGUCCCCGUUCACCACGUUAAGCAUGUCCACCACGGCUACGGACACGGCGGUGGCUACGGGCAUGGUGGCGGCGGAGGUUAUGGCCAUGGCGGUGGUGGCUACGGGCAUGGCGGUGGUGGAUAUGGCCAUGGUGGUGGUGGUUAUGGACAUGGUGGUGGCGGCCAUGGUGGUGGUUAUGGUGGCUAUGGACACUGAGUUGACAAGAGAGAGAAAAAACUGAGGUGAUAAGAAUUAACAUCUCUACGAAGUGUGUGCGUGUGUGUGUGUGUGUGUGUGUGUGUGUGUGUGUACAUUAUGUUUCGAAGUCAAGAGAAAACGAUAGAGAAUAGAACGUAGAAUAAAUUGUUACAUGAUUCUUUUUGGUUAUGUUUUCGACAAUAAAGAUU
This is a messenger RNA of Eriocheir sinensis (Chinese mitten crab), 594 nucleotides long. RefSeq lists its product as uncharacterized. The transcript is spliced from 3 exons. The coding region runs from base 17 to 403 and encodes 128 amino acids. The record is from RefSeq and is a predicted model, not a curated record. Lineage: Eukaryota; Metazoa; Arthropoda; Malacostraca; Decapoda; Varunidae.